Molecule: messenger RNA, 4171 nt
Organism: Phragmites australis (common reed)
Lineage: Eukaryota; Viridiplantae; Streptophyta; Magnoliopsida; Poales; Poaceae
Product: cellulose synthase-like protein D4
Exons: 4
Coding region: 250-3906 (1218 amino acids)
Biological process (GO): plant-type primary cell wall biogenesis; cellulose biosynthetic process
Cellular component (GO): trans-Golgi network; plasma membrane
Molecular function (GO): cellulose synthase (UDP-forming) activity; mannan synthase activity
Source: RefSeq, a predicted model, not a curated record
CUCUCUCUCUAGAGCCCCACCAGAUCCUCUCCUCGAUGCGCGAGCCCAUCGAUUGCUCAAUCUCCAUCCCCUGGGCUCAAGAGCUCUAUAAUUUCGGACCCGAGCCGUAAGGGAACGCUUCUCCGAGCUUUGGCGGAUUCAUGGGACCGCGAGGAUUGGGUAAAAUUUCGUGUUUUUCUUGGCUGAGCUGAGCUGGCCGGGGUUUGGUUUGGAGGGAUCGAGCUGGUUGAUUUGGUUGGGGGAGGUGGGAUGUCGCGGCGGCUGUCGCUGCCGGCGGGGUCGCCGGUGACGGUGACGGUGUCGCCGGUUGGAGCGAAGACUGGGAGCCCAGGGGAUGGGGUGGUGAAGAGGGGCGGCGGAGGGGGGCUCACAAGCCCGGCGCCGAGGCACUCGCUCGGGGGGUCGCACUCGCUCGGGGGGUCGUCGUCCACCGCGACGCUGCAGGUCUCGCCCGUGCGUCGCAGCGGGGGGAGCCGCUACCUGGGCGCGUCGCGGGAUGGUGAUGGCAUGGACGCCAGCGCCGAGUUCGUGCACUACACCGUGCACAUCCCGCCCACGCCGGAGAGGACGGCGUCCGCGGCGAUGGACUCCGACGAGGCCCCACCGCCGGCGGACGAGGAGGGAGCGGAGGUGCGCGCACAGAGGAGCUACAUCUCGGGCACUAUCUUCACCGGCGGGCUCAACCAAGCCACGCGCGGCCACGUGCUCAACACCUCCACCGACGGCGGCGCGAGGGCUGUCGCGGCCUCCGGGAACAUGUCGUGCAAGAUGCGCGGCUGUGACAUGCCUGCGUACCUGACCUCUGGCGGCGGUGGGCAGCCGCCCUGCGACUGCGGAUUCAUGAUCUGCCGGGAGUGCUACAUGGACUGCGUCGCCGGCGCCGGGAACUGCCCCGGCUGCAAGGAGCCGUACUCCGCGGGCAGCGAAACCGACGACGACGAAGACGAGGCCGUCUCCUCGUCGGAGGAGCGGGACCAGCUGCCGCUGACGUCCAUGGCGAAGCGGUUCUCCUUGGUGCACUCCAUGAAGGUGCCCAGCAGCAACGGUUGCGCUGGCAAGCCGGCCGAGUUCGACCACGCCAGGUGGCUCUUCGAGACCAAGGGGACCUACGGCUACGGUAACGCUCUCUGGCCCAAGGACGGGCACGGCGGUGGUGGCGGCGGCACAGGCUUCGCUGGGUUCGAGGAGCCGCCCAACUUCGGCGCCCGGUGCCGCCGGCCGCUGACAAGGAAGACCAGCAUUUCUCAGGCCAUCCUCAGCCCUUACAGGCUGCUGAUCGCCAUCCGUCUGGUGGCGCUGGGUUUCUUCCUGGCGUGGCGCAUCCGGCACCCGAACCCGGAGGCGGUGUGGCUGUGGGCCCUCUCGGUGACGUGCGAGGUGUGGUUUGCCUUCUCCUGGCUGCUCGACAGCCUCCCGAAGCUCUGCCCCAUCCACCGCGCUGCCGACCUGGACGUCCUCGCCGAGCGCUUCGAGUCGCCCACCGCGCGCAACCCCAAGGGCCGCUCCGACCUCCCCGGCAUCGACGUCUUCGUCUCCACCGCCGACCCGGAGAAGGAGCCGCCCCUCGUCACCGCCAACACCAUCCUCUCCAUCCUCGCCGCCGACUACCCAGUCGAGAAGCUGGCCUGCUACCUCUCCGACGACGGCGGCGCGCUCCUCACCUUCGAGGCGCUCGCUGAGACCGCCAGCUUCGCGCGCACCUGGGUGCCCUUCUGCCGGAAGCACGGCGUCGAGCCUCGCAGCCCGGAGGCGUACUUCGGCCAGAAGAGGGACUUCCUCAAGAACAAGGUGCGGGUGGACUUCGUCCGGGAGCGGAGGAAGGUGAAGCGGGAGUACGACGAGUUCAAGGUGCGGGUGAACUCGCUGCCGGAGGCGAUCCGGCGGCGCUCAGACGCGUACAACGCCGGUGAGGAGCUGCGUGCCAGGAGGCGCCAACAGGAGGAGGCUAUGGCGGCCGGCGCCCUUCCAGGAGCGUUGCCCGAAGCGGCGGCAGCCGUGAAGGCGACAUGGAUGUCAGACGGCUCGCACUGGCCUGGCACAUGGCUCACCGCAGCGUCGGACCAUUCCCGCGGCGACCACGCAGGCAUCAUUCAGGCAAUGCUGGCGCCACCGACGUCGGAGCCAGUGAUGGGCGGGGAACCGGCGGAGUUCGGCGUGCUGAUCGACACGACGGGCGUGGACAUCCGGGUGCCGAUGCUGGUGUACGUAUCCCGCGAGAAACGGCCGGGGUACGACCACAACAAGAAGGCUGGCGCCAUGAACGCGCUGGUCCGCACCAGCGCCAUAAUGUCCAACGGGCCCUUCAUCCUCAACCUAGACUGCGACCACUACGUGCACAACUCGGCGGCGCUCCGGGAGGGGAUGUGCUUCAUGCUCGACCGCGGCGGCGAUCGCGUCUGCUACGUCCAGUUCCCACAGCGGUUCGAGGGCAUCGACCCCAACGACCGCUACGCCAACCACAACCUCGUCUUCUUCGACGUCGCCAUGCGCGCCAUGGACGGGCUGCAGGGCCCCAUGUAUGUGGGCACCGGGUGCGUCUUCCGCCGCACCGCGCUGUACGGGUUCAGCCCGCCGCGCGCCACUGAGCACCAUGGCUGGCUCGGGAGGAAGAAGAUCAAGCUGUUCCUGCGGAGGAAGCCCACCAUGGGGAAGAAGACGGACAGGGAGAACAACAACGAGAAGGAGAUGAUGCUGCCCCCGAUCGAGGACGACAGCUUCCAGCAGCUCGACGACAUUGAGUCGUCGGCGCUGCUCCCGCGGCGGUUCGGCAGCUCGGCGACGUUCGUGGCGUCGAUCCCGGUAGCCGAGUACCAGGGGCGGCUCCUGCAGGACACGCCGGGCGCGCACCAGGGCCGUCCUGCCGGCGCCCUGGCCGUGCCCCGCGAGCCACUGGAUGCGGCCACCGUCGCCGAGGCCAUCAGCGUGGUCUCGUGCUUCUACGAGGACAAGACAGAGUGGGGGCGGCGCAUCGGGUGGAUCUACGGAUCAGUGACAGAGGACGUGGUGACCGGGUACCGGAUGCACAACCGCGGGUGGCGGUCCGUGUACUGCGUGACCCGGCGCGACGCAUUCCGCGGCACGGCGCCCAUCAACCUCACCGACCGUCUGCACCAGGUGCUCCGCUGGGCGACGGGCUCUGUGGAGAUCUUCUUCUCCCGCAACAACGCCCUGUUCGCGUCCCGGCGGAUGAAGCUCCUCCAGCGCGUCGCCUACUUCAACGUCGGCAUGUACCCCUUCACCUCCGUCUUCCUGCUCGUCUACUGCGUGCUCCCCGCCGUGUCGCUCUUCUCCGGCAAGUUCAUCGUGCAGUCGCUCAACGUCACCUUCCUGGCAUUCCUGCUCAUCAUCACCGUCACGCUCUGCCUGCUGGCGCUGCUGGAGAUCAAGUGGUCCGGGAUCACGCUGAACGAGUGGUGGCGCAACGAGCAGUUCUGGGUGAUCGGUGGCACGAGCGCGCACCCGGCUGCGGUGCUGCAGGGCCUGCUCAAGGUGAUCGCCGGCGUGGAUAUCUCCUUCACGCUGACGUCGAAGCCGGGCACAGGGGAUGACAGCGAGGAGGACGCGUUCGCGGAGCUGUACGAGGUGCGGUGGAGCUUCCUGAUGGUGCCGCCUGUGACGAUCAUGAUGGUGAACGCGGUGGCGGUGGCGGUGGCAUCGGCGCGCACGCUGUACAGCGAGUUCCCGCAGUGGAGCAAGCUGCUGGGCGGCGCCUUCUUCAGCUUCUGGGUGUUGUGCCACCUCUACCCGUUCGCCAAGGGUCUCCUUGGGCGCCGCGGCCGCGUGCCAACCAUCGUGUUCGUCUGGUCGGGGCUCAUCGCCAUGACCGUGUCGCUGCUCUGGGUCUACAUCAGCCCUCCCGCCGGCGCAAGGGAGCGCAUUGGCGGCGGCGGCUUCAGCUUCCCGUAGUAGUUGCAUGUCUGAACGAGAGAAGCCCACGCCCACGCCCACAUGAAGGAGUCCUUGCUUCAUGGGGUGUUGUUACUUGUCAGUGGUAAUUAGCUGUGAUGAUGCAUUCUUAAGUAGCUGAUGAGCUGCUGCUGUAUCCAGAUUGAAUACUUGUUUUAGUUAUUAUGCUGCUCCAAAACUGUAUAUUGUGAUUGCAUGCAUUCUAGGUUAAUUAGAUCUGUGCCAUUAUAAAUUUAUAUGAAUUGAAAAGUACUAUUAUAAAUUA